Molecule: messenger RNA, 348 nt
Organism: Aureobasidium namibiae CBS 147.97
Lineage: Eukaryota; Fungi; Ascomycota; Dothideomycetes; Dothideales; Saccotheciaceae
Exons: 12
Coding region: 1-348 (115 amino acids)
Source: RefSeq, a predicted model, not a curated record
AUGAUGGUGGUUGGAGAAAGACUUGAAUUAAGCUUUGGAAGUCAGCAAAACUAUACACAACCUCUUAGAGAUCUGCUACGUGUGACUUUUAUUCAAAACAAGGUUGUUGCUUGCAACGAACAACAAGGAGAAGAAGCCGAUCGAAAAGACAAUAACAGGAAACGCUAUGUGUGGGUUAUUCAGUCAAUGUAUAACAGUCUCUUAGGCCCUAUUUACUUUAAAAUAGCCUUUAAGACUCUUAUUACUAAGAGGCUAAGAAUAGAUACUUUUAAUCUUAUAAGAAAACUAAAGACUAAUAUAAAAGUUAAUAAUAAAUUAAUAAGAAAACUAAGAUUAAAGAGUUCUUAA